AUGUCUCAAAAUGGAAAAAACAUACCAGGUACCACCCUUCUCUCUCCAUGGGAGCAACCACUAAGCCUUGUUCAAGACCCUCCGACCGGCGGCAAACCGAAAGUCGUUGGCAUAUACGGAAUUUCUGGGUCCGGAAAGACGUACAUGUUGAACCAACUGAAGCUUUCACUGGGCGCUGAGCUGUUCCUAUUCUUCGAAGGGUCCGAGAUGAUUUCGACCCUUGUUCCGGGCGGCCUUGAAGCCUUUAAGAAAUCGGCGGACCAGCGCAAGGCAGAGUGGCGUCAACUUGCCAUCGACACGAUCGGGAAAGUCUGCACUGCUAGCGGCAAAUCAGGGAUCGUUACGGGACAUCUUAUGUUCUGGCCAGACGAAGAAGAGGAAGGGCACAUGGUCUACACCCCAAACGACCUCGCCACUUUCACACAUAUCCUCUACCUGGACGUGCCUGUCAGCAUCGUUCAACAACGCCAUCGAGAAGAUACGGGGCGAACGCGUCCAGCCAUGACCGAACGUCAUUUGGCAAAGUGGCAGCAGGCUGAGAAAAAUCAGCUAAGCCAGCUCUGUCGCGACCACGGCAUUCUGUUCUCGCUCCUCGCUCCAUCUUCGACUUCAUAUUCCUCUUUGCCGAGCAAGGUUUCCGUUUUACUUCGUGAUUUCAACCUUCAUACGGAAAAGCACAAUCUCUCUUACGCGGAGACCAGGCUGGACGACAUGGUUGCCCUUCAGAGUGGCCGGGUGAAGACCAUGCUGGUAGUCGACGCCGACAAGACGCUGGCAGCGGAGGACACUGGAGAACUGUUCUGGGCAAAAUUCCGCAAGACAGAGCAACCAAAGAGCGCGGAUUCUCCAUUGAAGUCUCUUUUCAGCAGCUCGUUGGGGUACUCGUACAAUGCCUUCCGGCAGGCCACACUGCUCAACGAACAGGCUACUGACGACAAAGAGUAUGAAGCUCUUUGUCAAGAUGUUGCCUCGGAGGUCACAAUGUACCCAGAAAUGGUGUCGUUGUUGCAGUCUGUAUCACAACAAGAACAUGUUGGCGUGUGUCUUGUCAGCUGCGGCCUUCGUCGUGUCUGGGACAUUGUGCUGGAAAGAGAAGGGUUUUCAGACACUGUCAGAGUCAUCGCCGGAGGACGUAUUGCAGACGGACUGGUGGUUACCCCAGCAGUCAAAGCUGCCAUGGUCGUUCGUUUACGGAAUGUUCACCGCAUGUAUGUGUGGGCAUUUGGAGAUAGCCCUCUGGACUUGGAAAUGCUGAAGGAAGCAGACCAGGCGGUUGUUGUGGUGGGGGACAAGAGUUCCAGGAGCAAGAGCAUGGAUGUUGCGUUGUCCGUUGCCAUCAACCAAGGCGGUCUUCAGGCUCGCCAAGUUCUACUUCCCAACAGCGUGUCUCCCCGGCUCGACCCCGCAACACUCCCCGUGGCUGAAGUCACCGAGGCUGGUCUUAUCAGCUCCAUCCUCCGCCGUCGCCAUGCCUUCUCGGUUUUCCUUGCAACCGACAAAAAUGCAGCGAAACUGCUUGCGACUCGCAUGCGAGAUUCAUCUGUGGCUGGUCCCGCGCUGAGGGAAGCACAUCGUCGCGCCGGCGCCUAUCUGGCAACCGAGUAUCUGAGCAGCGUCAUCGGUGUCGAGGAGCGUGGCAUUUCACACGUCUUGGGCCACAUUUCCAAAGGCUAUCAGCUUCGACACGAGGCAGAGACGACAAUUGUAGCCGCUAUGCGAGCCGGAGAACCAAUGGCAAGCGGUGUCAACGAAGUGAUCCCACUGGCCAUGUUCGUCCACGCUAGCGGCCCGGAGAGCAUCGAGGCGCACCACCUGCAAGGGCAACACCAGGUACUGCUUGUCGAUGCUGUCAUCAACACAGGCAAGACGAUUCUGGAACUCGUGCGAGCGAUCCGCAAGCUAAAUCCCGACAUUCGAAUCAUCAUCGUAGCCGGUAUAGUCCAGGCGGAGUGUAUUUCACCAGACACCCCAUUCUACAAGACGCUGGCCGAUUGCGGGAGUAUCAGCAUUGUUGCACUUCGAAGCUCCGAUACCAAAUUCACUGGUAGCGGUGGCACUGAUACGGGAAACCGGCUUUUCAACACAACACAUCUAAAGUGA
Molecule: messenger RNA, 2100 nt
Organism: Diplodia corticola
Lineage: Eukaryota; Fungi; Ascomycota; Dothideomycetes; Botryosphaeriales; Botryosphaeriaceae
Product: uracil phosphoribosyltransferase
Exons: 1
Coding region: 1-2100 (699 amino acids)
Biological process (GO): L-serine biosynthetic process; dephosphorylation
Cellular component (GO): cytoplasm
Molecular function (GO): magnesium ion binding
Source: RefSeq, a predicted model, not a curated record